This is a messenger RNA of Juglans microcarpa x Juglans regia, 1755 nucleotides long. RefSeq names its product pentatricopeptide repeat-containing protein At1g59720, chloroplastic/mitochondrial-like. The coding region runs from base 108 to 1580 and encodes 490 amino acids. Gene Ontology annotation, molecular function: RNA binding; protein binding. The transcript is spliced from 4 exons. Lineage: Eukaryota; Viridiplantae; Streptophyta; Magnoliopsida; Fagales; Juglandaceae. The record is from RefSeq and is a predicted model, not a curated record. Gene Ontology annotation, biological process: RNA modification.
GAACGUUACAUUCAAACAAAGACGAAUACGGGGGAGAAGAUCAAGGGCAAGAAGCGCUGGAAGAAGAGGAAGUUCGAAUCGCUUCUCUAAUAAAAAAAUGCCCCAACAUGCGAGUCCUCCGCCAAAUCCACGCUCGCCUCUUCACUCGCCCCCUUCCUAUCUCCACCCUCUCCUUCGCUCUGUCCAAAAUCGUGGCCUUCUGCGCUCUCUCUUCCCUCGGCGACAUCGACUACGCGCGCCGAGUUUUCUCUCGUAUUCCGAACCCGGGCAUAUUUUCUUGGAAUUCCAUUAUAAGGGGCUGUUCUCUAGUCGAAAACCAUUCAAGGGAGUCCGUGUACCUUUUCAAAAGAUUGGUUAGGAGAGGCUACCCGUGUCCGAACACGUUUACCUUAGCCUUUGUUCUCAAGGCGUGUUCGAUUAUAUCGGCAUGGGAAGAGGGUCUUCAGGUUCAUACGCGUGUUUUUCGAUCUGGGCUCGUUUCGAGCCCAUUUGUUCAGACCGCGUUGGUAAAUUUCUAUGCGAAAUGCGAAGAGAUUGGGCUUGCGAGGAUCACGUUUGACGAAAUUCCUGAGAAGAAUUUGGUUGCAUGGAGUACGAUGAUUAGUGGGUAUGCAAAAGUUGGUUUGGUUAAUGAGGCAUUAGGUCUUUUCAGGGAAAUGCAAAAGGCGGUGGUUGAACCAGAUGAAGUUACUCUGGUGAGCGUGAUUUCUGCUUGCGCUAGAGCAGGUGCUUUGGAUAUUGGUAGAUGGGUUCAUGCAUACAUGGAGAGGCAGAUGAUUGAUAUUGAUCUUGAACUGAGUACUGCACUUGUUAAUAUGUAUGCCAAGUGUGGGUGUAUCGAAAGAGCAAAGAAAGUCUUUUGUGAAAUGCCUGUGAAAGACGCGAAAGCUUGGAGCACAAUGAUUGUGGGGUUGGCAAUUCACGGGCUUUCAGAGAGUGCUUUGGAGACCUUUUCCAGGAUGGAAGAAGCCAAGGUGAAGCCAAACCAUGUAACGCUCCUUGGUGUUUUAUCUGCAUGUGCGCAUAGUGGACUAGUUUCAGAAGGUAGGAAACAUUGGUCAAGCAUGCUUGAAUCCAGAAUUGAACCAUCAAUGGAGCAUUAUAGUUGUAUGGUUGAUCUACUCUGUCGAGCUCACCAUGUUGACGAGGCUUGCAAUCUUGUUGAAGACAUGGCCAUUCCACCCAAUCCAGUGAUUUUACGAACGUUACUUGUGGGUUGCAAGAAGAAUAAGAUGUUGGAUACAGGUGAAAUUAUAGCUGAGCAGCUUCUUGAAUUAGAACCACUAAAUGCAGAGAACUAUGUCCUCCUCUCAAAUUUGUAUGCAUCAGUUUCUCAGUGGGAGAAGAUGAGCCACAUUAGAAAGAAGAUGAAGGACAAAGGCAUUAAGGCGGUUCCUGGGUGCAGCUCCAUUGAGGUUGAUGGAUUUGUGCAUGAGUUUGCAAUGGGUGACCAUUCCCAUCCUGAGACGGAGGAGUUAACAGAGAUUCUGAGAGAUAUUUCUGAACAGGUUCGUGAUUUUGGGCACAAACCAUUAAUUUCAGAUGUGAAUAGCCACUGCUUACAGGCUAUUAAAGACUAAAAUACCAAGAGUAAUUUGGGUAGCAAAGAACCAAAGGGAUUUGUGGGAACUGUCAUGGCACCUGUUCUUGUAGAGAUUUCUGGUGAACUUCAAUCUUUUGGAGCAGUAACACUUGCCCUGGAAGGUGAAGGAGUUCUGAUUUAAUUUACGGCCGUUAGAAAAGUGAAAUACACCU